Messenger RNA from Oryza brachyantha (malo sina), 594 nucleotides. RefSeq names its product chemocyanin-like. The record is from RefSeq and is a predicted model, not a curated record. The coding region runs from base 1 to 594 and encodes 197 amino acids. Gene Ontology annotation, molecular function: electron transfer activity. NCBI's taxonomy places the organism in Eukaryota, Viridiplantae, Streptophyta, Magnoliopsida, Poales, Poaceae. The transcript is spliced from 2 exons. Gene Ontology annotation, cellular component: plasma membrane.
AUGAAGGCCAGCUCCGUAGCAGUGCUCGCCGCCGUCAUGGCGAUCGCGGCGGUGGCCUCGACGGCGGUGGCCAAGGACUACACGGUCGGCGGCUCCUACGGCUGGGACACCUACAUCGACUACGACAAGUGGACCGCCGGCAAGACGUUCAUGGUCGGCGACACCAUAACGUUCAAGUAUGAGGUGUACCACAACGUGCUGGAGGUGCCGGCGUCGGACUACGACAGCUGCACCGCGACCAACCCGGUCUCCGUCCACUCCGGCGGCAACACCACCUUCGAGCUCGCCGCCGCCGGCACGCGCUACUUCAUCUGCAGCAUCCCGCGCCACUGCCUCAACGGCACCAUGCACGUCAAGGUCACCACCGUCCCGUACUCCGCCUCCGCGGCGGCAGCCGCGGCGAACGCCGGCUCCCCUUCCCAGGCGCCGCUUCCCUCGGCCGCAGCCGACGAGCCGCACAAGCCGAUGGGGGACUCGGCGUCGUCUCCGGCGGCCGCCCCGAGAACCGCCGCGUCCGCGCCGCGGCAUCUGCAGCCGGCGGUGGCCGUCGCCGGGCUUGCGCUGGCUGCACUGUCGUUCGCCAUGGCCGCCUAA